UUUCCAGCCCUCUGUAUGCAUUCAUUUAAUACCCACUUACUGGAGUUCCUGGAGCAUAUUAUUUUGAGGUCUACCUUCACCAUGGCUUCUUCUGACAUACAGGUUAAAGAACUAGAAAAACGUGCUUCCGGGCAGGCAUUUGAAUUAAUACUUAGCCCUCCUUCAAAAGAAGCUGUUACAGAGUUUCCGCUCUCCCCUCCAAAGAAGAAAGAUCUCUCUCUGGAAGAAAUUCAGAGGAAAUUAGAAGCUGCAGAAGAAAGGCGUAAGUCCCAUGAAGCUGAGGUGUUGAAGCAACUGGCUGAGAAACGAGAGCAUGAAAAAGAGGUGCUGCAGAAGGCAAUUGAAGAAAAUAACAACUUCAGCAAAAUGGCAGAGGAGAAGUUGACCCACAAAAUGGAAGCUAUCAAAGAGAACAGAGAAGCACAAAUUGCUGCUAAACUGGAGCGCUUGAGAGAGAAAGACAAGCAUAUUGAAGAAGUACGAAAGAACAAAGAAGGAGGCAAAGAACCUGGUGAGACUGAAAGCGACUGACUUCAUGAAAAACUGACUUUCUCCCCUUUGUCUAAAUAUCCAAAGACUGUAUUGGCCAGUGUUUUUUGUUAAGUUUCUAGAAAACUGAUGUAGAGCUGUAUAGUUAAAUCCAACUGUACACUUGCUUUGGGGAACUAGAGGGGAGCCCUUUCAUGUUCACUCUUUUUCUAAAAUGUUGUCUUUCCAGUGUAGCUAUCUUGUUGCAUUUCUUCUAUUCCAGCGCAUUUUGUUACUGGAUUGAUGGCUAGUGCUGUAUUCAGCUCUGACAUAUUUGUGAACUGAAUAUAUAGUGCAAUGUUCAUGCUGAAUCUAUUAAACAUCAGAAUCUGUCGGUUUUAAGAUAUUACUGUAACCAAGUGACUUAAUAAAGCUGCAGUGCUGUUAUCACAGGUGACUGUUUCUGAGACUAGCAUGACACAUACUAAAUAUGCAACUCCAACCAUAGCUAUGGCUAGAACACUUUGAUGCAAUAUUAGAACAAACAUGCCUGCAAACAAUAUUUCUAUAGUUAGUGGCUAGUGAUAUCCACAGUGGCCCUUUUCGCUAUAUUUGUGCCUAUUGUCCUAAUUUAACAAUAAGACCUUUGUCUUGCACCUCAGCAGUUGUCAGCUGUUUGUGUUCAAACAAUUUGUAACCACCUCCCUCCUUAGAUAUGCUUGUACUUCCAACAAAUAACGCCUUGUUAACAUGUGACUAUGAUCAGUUUUUCAAAGCAUUUGCUUGUUCACUUGAAGUCUCAUUUUAGGGAUAUGCACUAAACUGUAAGCUUGAUGAGAUAUCAUUGUUGGAAAUUCUGCCCUAGUGUUAAUUACAGCAGCAAAUAACAAGUUUGGAUGAAGAACACGCUUAGCUGCUCUGGGUCAUUUAGUCUUCACUGUUGACCUGACUUUCUAGUUAAAAGCAAUAUUGCAGUUUGACUUCCUAUAGAAGUAAUAUGAGCUUCCUAUAAAUGAAGCAUAAAAAGGGAACUCCAGCAUUUUUCAGAAUGUUUAUAGCAUUAUUUAGUUUCCUGACUAUGUAAUGACUCAUAAAAUCUAAAGGUUAUAAGGUGCAGCCUCAUCCUAAACAUGUUACUUUUAAAUAAGCUAGUAAGUAGGCUAGGGUUUCAUCCUUAGUUGGAUAUGUAUCAGAAUACCUGUUUUAAUUGUUGGGUGGAUAUGGGGAGUGAUUCAGGACUGUUCAACUUCUGGCCCUCCUGCAGAUGUUGGCCUACAGCUCUCAUAAUCCCUGGCUAUUGGCCACUGUGGCUGGGGAUUGUGGGAACUGUAGUCCCAAAACAGCUGGUGGGUUGAAGUUGAGCAGCCAGUGGAUAGCAGCUACUUGUGCUUUUCAGCUGUUAUUCUCAAUGUUUGUCACAAGCUUAAUGGUGCCCCUAUGUGGCAGAAAUUAGGAACUACACGUCCCGAAAGGUAUAUGCUAUACUUGGAAGUAUUGAGUUUGUCUUUACACUUUCAGCAUAUAAACCUGCAUGGGGAACAGCUUCUCCAAUCAAAAUCUCUUGAAGAGAAAUUUAGUCAUCUGGUUUUUCCUUAUUCCAAUAUGGAAAUCUGCCUAUCUUUGUAGCCAGAUUACCUUGAUAUAAAAGACAUUUUCCCACAGAAUGUUUCUUAUUAAAGUAACUUGAUUGGU
This is a messenger RNA of Hemicordylus capensis (graceful crag lizard), 2160 nucleotides long. RefSeq names its product stathmin 1 (gene STMN1). The transcript has 5 exons. Bases 16 to 531 code for a protein of 171 amino acids. Gene Ontology annotation, cellular component: cytoplasm; neuron projection. Gene Ontology annotation, biological process: microtubule depolymerization; neuron projection development; regulation of microtubule polymerization or depolymerization. Gene Ontology annotation, molecular function: tubulin binding. NCBI's taxonomy places the organism in Eukaryota, Metazoa, Chordata, Lepidosauria, Squamata, Cordylidae. The record is from RefSeq and is a predicted model, not a curated record.